Ilyonectria robusta is the source of this 4308-nucleotide messenger RNA. RefSeq lists its product as uncharacterized. Gene Ontology annotation, cellular component: catalytic step 2 spliceosome. NCBI's taxonomy places the organism in Eukaryota, Fungi, Ascomycota, Sordariomycetes, Hypocreales, Nectriaceae. Gene Ontology annotation, biological process: mRNA splicing, via spliceosome. The transcript has 5 exons. The record is from RefSeq and is a predicted model, not a curated record. The coding region runs from base 1 to 4308 and encodes 1435 amino acids. Gene Ontology annotation, molecular function: mRNA binding; helicase activity.
AUGCCUAACGUGAAGCGGCUCAAGGGCAGUGGCGCCGCGAAAGCCCAGAAGAAGCCUGAACCGAAGCACAAGACCACCGACGGACGUCCAACACCGGCCGAGGUCGAAGAGGAGGAGCACCAGUUUGUCCAAGUCGCGCGGAAGCAUUGGCUGAAGCCCUCGAAGAAGCCGGCCAAGCCCAAGGUCAAGAACGACGUCCUGAAGCAGAGCAUCUGGGACCAGCUCGAGCGCGAGGGCUUCCAGUACAAGUCCCUGCUGCUGCUCGAGAGUCUUCAGACACUGGAGAGCUACCUGUGGCCCGGAUACACCGAGGAGGCGUCUAACUACCAUGUUUUGUUGAUCGCACUCAUCGCCAAUGUCAAGAGACGAGAACACUUGGAAACUUGGGGGCUUUUCGAGGACAGACCGGCUGAUUUCUCGUCCUUGUUUCGCCGACUCCUUUCCAUGAUGCUCGACCGAACGCUCUCCCUCACUGUCAGAACCCAGCUCCUCUGUUUCAUGAUUCACGCUUUCCAGAGUCUAGACUGCGCAAUUGUCAGGAAGGAGUGCGCACCGCUUGUUUCGAUCGGCAUAUGGCACAACUUGUCCACCGAGAAGUUGCAAGAGUCGAAGCUAGACCAAGCUCCUCAUCUGAGGAAGGCGUGGAAGGCUGCUCACAAGCGGUACGACGCAGCUGAUGACGCGACCAAGGCCCGCCUUCGCUUCGAGCGAUCAUGGCUUUACACGCUUCUCCUCGACUUCUUGGGUCUUCUGUACACAGAGGGCAGCAAAGCCGAUCAAGCGCUGUACUGUGAGCGGUUCGCCGAGUUUGUCUCCGAUCUCCAGAGCCAGUUGCCGACACGGCGCUAUGUCAACACUCUGCUCCGGGAUCUCCAUCUCGUUCCGGCAAUGAAGCUGUCGUCAAUGUACAAUGAUGAGGAGAACACUCUUCUUCGCGAGCUCCAUGCUCUUCUUUCUCACUACACCUACUUCACUAUCGAUGACCAGACGGGCGUUCAGCUUAGCUCUACGGAGGCGUAUGACAAACACUGCAAGUCCCUGGGGAAGCUACAGCGCAUUUCCUUGAAGCAUUUCAAAGAAAAGCUCGCAGUUCUAGCACUAUCGAAUUACGGUGCCAUCGAUAAGAGGGAAGAGUUAGAGGCCUUGCUAGAGCCUCUCACGGAUGAGGAAAUCGUUCAACUGAUGGUCCUUUUGGAGCUUCGCACCACAUACCCCGAAAGUCUCAAUCUCCCCAUCACCCGGAAACUCCUCCUCGAGGUGCUCCUGACCACCUUUGAGCGCAGAAAAACUUUCCAAGAGAAGGCCCGGAGUAUGGGUUUAGUGCCAACGGAGCAUUCGCUAUUCGACAACAGCUUCCAGCAGGCAGAGAGCUAUGAUGGCUCCCAUCCUAUGGCACUUCCCAAAUUGAACCUGCAAUAUCUUUCGGUUGGCGACUUCUUGUGGAGAGCGCUUAUCCUGUAUCGCUGUGAGUCGUUUUACGGAGUUCGCAAGGACAUCGAGUCCGCUCUGCGCCGAUUGCGGCCAGAGUCGAAGCAGCCAGGCGAGACCACUUUCGCUGGAUUCUCCAAAAUGGCGAUGUCCAUCUCGAAGCCGACGAUCUUGGAGGUGGUGCCAGCUCUUGUUGGCGAUGACCAGCCAUCGAUGGUACGGGCUGAGGUUUUGGUUGAUGUCCGACGACUAGGAGAGGGUGUACGUCGGGAAUGGGACUCUCUCAGACAGGAUGAUGUGGUCUUCCUCCUCCACAUUGAGCCCCCCACGACCAAGCCUACCAGCAAUGGUGGCCAGGCACUGUCAGAGUCUGAGAUGCUUGGCGUGGUGUCCGUUCGAGCUGCAUCGGUUCUUCAAAUCACCGACGAGAAGGGCCGCCAUGCCAGAGAAGGAGCCGGCAAUCUUGACAGCAAGCGUCGCAUCCAACUCAAGUUAGACUCACAAACAUACACCAAAGAUGUCGAGCGAGCGUCAGCUGGGAAGCCUGAUGUCUAUGCUGGAAUUAAUCUGCUCCUCAGACGUGGCAGGAGGGAGAACAACUUCAAACCUGUUCUUGAGUCCAUCCGGACCCUUGUCCUUUCCGAGGUCCCCUUGCCUGCCUGGCUCCAUGAAGUCUUCCUUGGCUAUGGAGAUCCCGCUGGCGCCACGUAUACGAAUCUCCCUAACCGAGCCAAGAAGGUUGAUUUUAGAGAUACCUUCCUCGACUGGCAACACCUUACUGAGAGCAUGCCUGGAAAGAUUAUCGACCCAGGUGAUGAAGUCUCCGGCAGCUUCGGCCCCCCGUAUGUGUUGGAGGCUGUAGAAAAGCCACAAGAGCCUAAGGGAACCAAGCCAUCGAAGAAGCGUCGACGCGACGCGACCCCUGCUUUAAUAUCUGAAAUCGAGACCCUGAAGGCUUCGACUUAUCAACCUCCGAACACGGGACCGUAUCCUAUCGACGUCCCCCGCCACAACUCUGUGCGAUUUACCCCGGCUCAAGUGGAGGCCAUCACAUCUGGUACACAGCCUGGACUUACCGUCGUUGUUGGACCUCCUGGAACUGGCAAAACCGACGUCGCUACCCAGAUCAUCAGCAAUAUUUAUCACAACUUCCCCGAGCAGAAGACAUUGCUCAUUGCACAUAGCAACCAGGCCCUCAACCAGCUGUUUGCCAAGAUUGUCGCUCUGGAUAUCGAUGAGCGUCACCUUUUGCGUCUAGGUCAUGGUGAGGAGGAGCUUGAUACCGAGGGUAACUUCAGCAAGCACGGACGAGUUGAAUCAUUCCUGGAGAACCGAGACCGCUAUCUCCACGAAGUCAAGCGGCUUGCUGCCAGCCUUGGAGCACCCGGUGCACAUGAGAACUCAGCAGAGACAGCUGGUUAUUUCAACACCGUCUAUGUUGAGCCUGCGUGGACCAAGUUCCAGCAAAUCGCUGAAGCUGAUGACUCUACCGCGGCCGAUAUUGUUGCUGCUUUCCCCUUCCACACCUACUUUUCCAAUGCCCCUCAACCUGUUUUCCCACAGGAGGCCGACCGAGACCAGGCUCUGGAAAUCGCUCAAGGUUGCUAUCGUCACAUCUCCAAGAUCUUCUCGGAGCUUGCCGACGCCCUUCCGUUUGAGAUUCUCCGAAGGGAUCGCGACAAGGCAAACUACUUGCUCACCAGCGAGGCUCGCAUCAUUGCAAUGACAACCACGCACGCGGCAAUUCGGAGAGGCGAAAUUUCUUCCCUCCGAUUCCACUACGACAACGUGGUGAUGGAAGAGGCGGCUCAGAUUACCGAAAUCGAGACUUUUAUGCCAUUGGCGAUGCAAACCCCUGUUGAUGGCAAGAUGCCUCUCCAGCGGGUUGUGUUAUGUGGUGACCACUUCCAGAACUCGCCCGUCAUUCAGAGUCUUGCAUUCCGCCACUAUGCCAACCUGGAACAGUCACUGUUCUCGAGACUGGUUCGGCUCGGUGUUCCCACUAUUACACUCGACAAGCAAGGUCGGGCUCGUUCGUCCAUUGCAAGCCUCUACCAGUGGCGGUACCAGAAUCUGGAGAACCUUCCGGAUGUGCAGAGCAACCCACAGUUUGUCAAGGCCAAUGCUGGAUUCAAGUUCGACUACCAGUUUAUCAACGUCCCUGACUACAAGGGCCGUGGCGAAUCCGAGCCUACGCCUCACUUUGUUCAGAACCUGGGCGAAGCGGAGUAUGCAGUGGCCAUCUACCAGUAUAUGCGCCUGCUUGGAUACCCGGCGGAGAAGAUUAGCAUCCUCACGACGUACGCUGGACAACGAGCCCUGGUGAAGGAUGUGCUGUCUCAUAGAUGUGCUCGGAACCCUGUGUUUGGCCUCCCCAAGGUAGUUGCCACGGUAGACAAAUACCAGGGCGAGCAGAAUGAUUACGUCAUUCUAUCUCUGACUCGAACAUCACGGGUGGGCUAUCUUCGCGAUGUCCGCCGCAUGACGGUGGCACUUUCACGAGCACGACUAGGUCUCUACAUCUUGGGCCGUCGGGAAGUGUUUGAGGCCUGCCCCGAGCUUCGCCCUGCGUUUGAUCUGCUGUUGCAGAGACCUGACAAGCUAAUGCUUGUUACGGGAGAACUAUGGCCCGCGGAGAGGGAGUUUACCGAAGGGGACGGUGCUGUUGAGGGCGAGGUGCCGAUGGAGGGCGUAGAACAUUUAGGGCAAUAUGUGUUUGAGAUGACCAACACCAAGAUUAAGCAGCUGCAAGCUGAGCAAGGCGGCUCUGGGGUGUCUGAGUCCAUCGCCGAGGAAAUUGAGGGCGACGAGGAGGUGUACGAAGAGGAUGAUGGAGAGGAGGUCGAGGCGGAUAUCCUCGAGGUGCGAGAGGGAGAGUAA